AUGGCACCUAUAACCGACGGUACUGGCGUUGCAUCAACCAAAAGACUCAGUUACUUCAAUCCAGAAGCCGCCCCGCCAGAGUUCAAUGUAGCCUACGCAUCUGGGGCGUUUGCAAAAUUGCCACGAGAUAAUGAGACUUUCUGGAGUGACGUGGAUGAUAGAGACGGGGCCACACAUUUCAAUGCAUCAUGCCAAAUUAUCCCAUCAGUGGGAAAGUCUUCAAUCUCCUUCUCUACGUUCAACAUCCCAUACCCCAACACGACCGAGUUCGGCCCAGACACGACCUUUGACCAGAACAUAACUUGGCCAGUCUACUCUUGGUAUAACAAUACGUCUUUUCAAGAAGUCCUUCACGGGAAUUUCGAUAACUACACGUUUGCGGGGAUUCAUAAUCCUUUGUCUGUCUUCGGUUUUGCGAAACUUGAAUAUGAUGCAAGGUUCUUCAACUCAUCCAAUCCGUCGAAAGGAUUCAAGGUUGAAAUGGCGACUGAAUGUAGCCUUUCUCUUUGUGUGAGUGAUUGGAAAGUCUCUGUUCAAAAGGGGAACACCCAGAUCGAUACUUCGAACAUCGAUUAUGGCUAUUCAUUUGUGAAGAAUAACGUAACACUCGGUCAUGAGGUGAAUUGGUUGUGUUGGAGGCCAACUUUCAGCCCACCAAGCAUAGCCUUUCAGGAUAACUUUGCGAUCAGCCCAGUCGACUUUACAUACUGUGGAAUCAGCGGCGUCACAGAAUUGCCUCAAGAUAUUCUCAAGGGCUCUAGCCCUGUUAGUUAUGAAUUAGAGAACGGAAAAGGUACGUUCAACUAUCAGGUAGGAAACACAGGAGCUGCAUCCACUCAGCGCAUUUCGAACACCGGUAUUGAGCACGUCAUGUCUAACAUUGCCAACUCCCUGAAUAAGAUGGUGCUAAUACGGGACGGGGAGGAUGUCAAUGGCACUGCGUAUGGCAUGGAAGUCUUCAUUGUGGUGCAAUGGCCCUGGCUCAUCUUACCUGGUGUACUGGUGAUUUCUGGGGUUUCUUUCUUUUUCCUUGCUCUCAUCUCAAACGAGCGGAUUGUGCUGUGGAAAUCAUCCGUUUUCGCCUUCCUAUACCAUGGUCUAGUCGAGAUUGAUAUAGACAAUGGUAUAACUGCCAGUGGCAUGGAAAAGGAGGCAAUAGGCGAAUGGGUGCAGCUUCGGGCUUCUUGUGACGACGGUAAUUUGAAACUACAAAGAAAAAGCACAAAUGCCAGGACCUCAUGA
Molecule: messenger RNA, 1242 nt
Organism: Penicillium brevicompactum
Lineage: Eukaryota; Fungi; Ascomycota; Eurotiomycetes; Eurotiales; Aspergillaceae
Exons: 3
Coding region: 1-1242 (413 amino acids)
Source: RefSeq, a predicted model, not a curated record